Arachis stenosperma is the source of this 516-nucleotide messenger RNA. RefSeq lists its product as uncharacterized. NCBI's taxonomy places the organism in Eukaryota, Viridiplantae, Streptophyta, Magnoliopsida, Fabales, Fabaceae. The coding region runs from base 1 to 516 and encodes 171 amino acids. The transcript has a single exon. The record is from RefSeq and is a predicted model, not a curated record.
AUGGUUAGAAAUUUUGAUGAUAUGUUUAACGAGGUUUUGUAUAGUAAAAGAAAACGGCAAGAUAACACAGUCAUAGAUAAUUGGAUCAAUGAGUGUUUACUCCAAGAUUCAGAAGAAGAAGAUAUCGAUAGAAGCUCUAUCCCAAUUACUCGUAGAUGGAUCAACAAAGAUCGAGAAGCAGGACAUGAUCACCUUUUUCAAGAUUACUUUGCAGAUGAACCGGUGUAUAAUGCUGACAUUUUUCGACGGAGAUUUCGAAUGAGAAGACAUGUGUUCCUUCGGAUAGCAGACGCUCUCUCAAACGUCUAUCCGUAUUUUCAACAGAGGGUUGAUGCAACUGGAAAAAGAGGCUUGUCGCCACUCCAGAAAUGUACCGCUGCGAUACGGAUGUUAGCAUAUGGCGUAGGAGCUGAUGCUGUUGAUGAUUAUGUGCGCAUAGGUGAGAGCACUACAAUUGAAUGCUUGGAAAAAUUUGUUGAAGGUGUCAUUUCGGUGUUCGAGAAUGAAUACUUUUGA